CAAACAUUUAAGACUGUCUGCAGUUGUUGUACGUGAAGAUUCGGCCGAAUUCUGAAGUUGAUGUCACCCUGUAUCUGGUGGUAUUUACAGGUAUAAUGUCCAUGUCACCACAUGUCCCUUGCCAGCAUAUCCUUUCAUCCAAUCAAAACGAAGGGGAGCUCUUAUGUUCAUUGAGGGCUGGUGAAAUAGACAUUAUUGCCAUGAGAGUCAAUAUCGCUAUGAAUGUGGCAAUGAAGACAAGGAUCGUUGCAAUUGCUGAAGCUGUGAGAGCCGCAGUUUUUAGGAAGCUAAAUAUUGGACCAUGUGAAAUGUGUGUGAAAUAAAUCAUCCGGUAAUGGAGGUCACGUCGUAUAUGAGAAAAUAUUAUGUUUUAAGUGUUGUUCAUCCUGUAUUUGUCUACCCAGGUGUCAACUGUGCAACCCUGUCCAGGAUUCCGGCGAUGGCAGCCGAGGACAUGGAGGAAAUAGCACAAUAUGCAUCAUGGCAUGCAGCCAACACCAUGAAGCGGUACAGGGCCGACGCCCAGCGAGACGAGUCGAAGGUUCGUCGCCACUACGACAGUCUCUGCAGCUCCGGUGUCUUCAGCAACGAAUUCUGCUCUGUGUAUGAGCAGAUGGCCUGGGCAGCAGCUUGGAGCACAGCCAGUGAGAGGUUUGGCACGAAGAAGGAUGCUAGGCUGUACAAGAAGAAAUGGUUGGAUUUCCACAUGGAACUGUUCAGGAGCAAAGAGGUGACCAGCCAGCUUGCCAAUGACCUGCGUAGUCUGUGUUGGUCAUCAGCCUGGUACACGGCCAACACGAGGAAGGGUUACAGGAGAGAUGCGGAGGCGGAUGUCAGGGAGAUGGAUGUGUAUUAUGACAGGAUCCGGAUCCUGAUUCAUACACAAGCAAGGCUGAGAAUGAAGAUGGAUAAUGCUGUAGCAGCAUGACACGGAAGCCACUUAGACGGGGAGCCAAUCUGACAGGACACAGUAUACACAGAUGGGUUGAUUAUUGCUCAUGUGUUCAUAGCAGGUGGCUGGGAUGAACCAGCCCUUUGGUGCGUUUGAUAUUUUUGUGCAAGAAAGUGCUGCCAUG
Molecule: messenger RNA, 1076 nt
Organism: Haliotis rufescens (red abalone)
Lineage: Eukaryota; Metazoa; Mollusca; Gastropoda; Lepetellida; Haliotidae
Exons: 2
Coding region: 335-928 (197 amino acids)
Source: RefSeq, a predicted model, not a curated record